Messenger RNA from Mytilinidion resinicola, 4062 nucleotides. Its product is annotated as SAICAR synthase-like protein. Lineage: Eukaryota; Fungi; Ascomycota; Dothideomycetes; Mytilinidiales; Mytilinidiaceae. Bases 1 to 4062 code for a protein of 1353 amino acids. Gene Ontology annotation, biological process: inositol phosphate biosynthetic process; phosphatidylinositol phosphate biosynthetic process. Gene Ontology annotation, molecular function: inositol hexakisphosphate kinase activity. The transcript has 2 exons. The record is from RefSeq and is a predicted model, not a curated record. Gene Ontology annotation, cellular component: cytoplasm; nucleus.
AUGUCAUCUGCGUCUCCUGCUCCCACAAAUACCUCACCCGCCGCCCCGGUGAGGUCCAAACUCCCUCCGCGCGAUGCCCAACCCUCCUACCCUCCGCUCGAGAGCGCCACCUUGACCCCCAAGACACUUGCUCAGACCGGCCGCUCCAAGACUGCCCCGCUGGCCCUGGAUACCCUGUGGACGAACGGAAAUCCCCAGCUAUCUGAGCGGGACUCUAUCUUCGCGACCACAUACGCCUAUAACGACAGUCCCAUCUCGUCACCAGCCCUUUCUCCACGCCCGGAUGCUGCCACCGACAAUGAUGCAAUUGAAGGUAUCGCAGACAUGGCAGCCUCUCCCAUUCGGCGACUGAUUGACCCUCCUCUGCUCCGCCAGCACCCUUCCGCCUCCGCGUCCGCCGUGUUGCCACCAUUCGACCGCUCUUCCGUCAAAGACGCUCCUGGCCGCGAUAAACACCGGUCUGCUCUCCUCUCGCAGGGAGAGUAUACGGGAACGGCAGCCCAUUCUGCUGCCCAGAAACUCCGCCAUAUGGGCAUGGAACACUCGGGCAGCCGAGCGAGUCCGCCGCCUUUCAUGAGUCCCGUCGACUCGCCAAUCCAGCGUCCGUCAACACCCCACAACCAUGAUUUCGGCACUCAAGUGUCACUAGGCUUGGCGACGGACAAUGAUAAACGCCUGCGAUAUCGGUCUUGGCGCGAAGGAAAGGCUACAUUGGGUGCGGUUGGGUCUGCCGCGGUUAGAAGCAGGAGCCGGGAUGGCUCUCACGUGGAUAAGAAAAUCGAAGCUACAUUGCUGAAAGCUGAGCACGUUCCUGCCCCAAGGAGCCGGAAAGCAAGUCACUAUCUAGGCCUGUUCAAGGAGAAUGACGCUGCAGAGGAGCAAAAGAGAAGAGACGCCAAAGAACGUCAAUCAACUGAGAAAGGCUCUCGAGCACCUCACCCUGGGAAAAAGGCCCCGUCUAUGAAAGUGCCGGCCCAGGAGGCUCCACCGUCACUCCAAGGCCUCCUCCGACCCCGUCCUAUUUCCGAUGCUGAUGGAACGCAAGACGACAAUGGCAAGCCGCAAGACUCGCAAAAACUAAAAGCUCCCCUAAGCUCACGUACUGAGUUUAGCAAUGAUUCUGUAUCAUUAGAGACAUUGUCCCGCAGUCGUCCUUCCGAGCCAAAGUUGACUCUUGGCGCCGGUACAGGGGUUGACAAGCCGAAUACCAUUGCGUACACGCCACAGCAAGAGUUUCCGUUGCGGCUACUUGACGAAAUUAGAAGUCAUCACAAUCUUACUCCUGGCGCUGACCGAGGCACCUCCUUCUCUAGAAGCUUGCCCACUGCCGCGUCUGAAAGAUCCAGAGGUUCAUCUGCAAAGGACAAGCCAACGUCACUGCAUGACCAGGCUGCUGACUAUUUUCCUGCGGUGCGGGAUGAUAGCGAAGAGCCGUCACCGGCAUCUGACGAAGAAGAGUCGGAACGAGAACAAAUAUCCUCGGCAUUGUAUUUUCCUCAUCGCCACAGAUCUUCUGAAGAAAUUUCUCCAGAGCAAAAAAUUCGGAAGGCAGAAAUUGAAGGGGACCGUAGGAGGAGGCCAAGCCUCGUAUCGGCGGGUAAAGUACCCGAAGGCUGGGGUAACGAAGAGAUUGUAAAAACUCCUGAAGAGGUAGAAAUUUCUCUGCAAUCCCAAGAUGAAAACCAAUACCUGCACGGUGACCUACAGCCAUCAGCUCCCUUGUCUGAGGACGAGCUUCACAAGCAAUUGACGUCGCCGACGGGAGCUACGUCGGUUUCCGAAUCUGAUUAUGAAUCGUUCGCAGAGUCGUCUCACUCGUAUCGCGGCUACGAAUCCAGCGCCACUGAUGAUUUAGGAACCACACCGACAGCGCCAUCGAUCAAGCGAACCGAGCGUAAGCCACAUCCUACUGCCACCCAGCCACCAGCUCCGAUUGGGGCUGUCGAGCUAAAGCCGUACGACCAUCAGGUAGGCGGGCAUACUACUGUAUACCGGUUCUCUCGCAGAGCCGUAUGCAAGCAGCUCAACAACCGAGAGAAUGAGUUCUACGAAACGGUUGAGCGGAAUCAUCCGGAGCUGCUAGAUUUCUUGCCCCGAUACAUCGGCGUUUUGAAUGUAACGUAUCGCAAGGCACCGAAGCGUAAAAAGACUCAGAGAAAGGACGAAGCUUUUGGGGACCAGGUAGUGCAAUCUGCAUCACAGACCAAUACCGGUAGCGAGUCAGUGCUUUCAUCCAAAGAGAUGUCCAGGGGUCCUGAAGAUCGCAAAGAAGAGGCGGCGCCAAGGAUAGUUAGUCAUUCGCAAAACACCACUUCCAUCCCUCAAGUUAUUUUCGAGAAUAACCGCCACAUCAUCCCGGAUAAUCUGUUUCGCGUUCCUCCUCGGUCAAGUACUCCCGAUCCUUGGACUGGGCUCUCGUCUCUCUCCUCUCAGAUACAUCGACGAAAUCAGAGCGAUAUGACUAUGAAUGGGUCUUCAGAAAAGAGUCCAUCUCGUCCUCCGAUCCAUCAACAUGCAAGCUGGGGUGUUACUACUAUCAACACCAAAUUGCAAGAAGAAGUCCUUCGCCAGGUAUUCGCGCCACCACCAAUUCAUCAUCGCUCCAGACACAGCCACCAACAUCAUAGCAUCCCAUCGAGGAAAAUGAGACUGGACUCCAAAGGAAUCGUAGGGUCUGCACCGACAGCUCGUAGGAAUAGUGCAGAUGUUACCCAGCUGCACAAUACACAUUUCGAUGAAGACUGCACUCGCAAGCAAGUGUUGAAAGCGGAAGCCGAGCGGCAUUUCCCGGGCAAUGGAGGGGAUGUAUCACAACCCGCGCCCCAGGAACGCCUCUAUUUCGAUUCAGACAGCGAAGCGGCUCUCAGUAGGAGCGAUACAGAUAUGCGCCCGUCCUCAUCCCCAUCCGCCAUACCACGGCGCCGGCAUUCCGGCGGCGGGCUACGCCGUCCCUUCGACAUCGACCACAAGCAAAGAAGAGGCCUGGAGUACCACGAAGAAGACGGCUACGGUGGCGACGGAGAAGACGAACUCUUCGCCAUGGACGACGAGGCGCGCACCGGCGCAGCCAAAUUGAACGGUAUUCGCGAAGAACCCGGCCAAGCCCAGCCGCAGGCCAUCAAACCACCACCAAUAGCGACCAUGCUCCCAGCACCCGUGACCGCAGGCCCGAAAACCAAGGCUCAUACCUCUGAGCCCAAAGUCCUCGAGCCCUCAAACCCAGAAGAAGCCCAGCUCCAGCCCGACGAGCGCGUGCAGCACUUCCUCCUCCUCGAGGACCUCACAGCCGGCAUGUCCAAGCCCUGCGUGCUCGACCUUAAAAUGGGCACGCGGCAGUACGGCAUCGAGGCCGACGAGAAGAAGCAGCGCUCCCAGCGCCGCAAGUGCCAGAUGACGACGUCGCGCGGGCUCGGCGUGCGGGUCUGCGGGAUGCAGGUGUGGAACGUGAAGUCGCAGUCCUACGUCUUCGAAGACAAGUACUUCGGCCGCGACCUGAAAGCUGGGAAGGAGUUCCAGGAUGCGCUAACCCGCUUCUUCUUCGACGGGGUCGGGAACGCGGCGGCGCGGAGGCACAUCCCGGUCAUCUUGGAGAAAAUUAGGCAGCUGGAGAACAUGAUUCGGAGGCUGCCGGGGUACCGGUUCUAUGCGAGUAGUUUGCUAAUGUUGUAUGAUCGUGGCGAUGGGGAGGCCGGGGAGAAAGAGAAGGAUUCCACUCAGCGUGCUGCUGGGGAGGAUGGGCCAGCGAAGCCGGCGAGUCCGCCCACUAUCAAGCUUAAGAUUGUGGAUUUUGCGAAUUGUGUCACGGCGGAGGAUGCGCUGCCGGAUUCUAUUCCUUGCCCGCCGAAGGACCCGGAUGGUGUGGAUAGGGGGUAUCUACGCGGCUUGCGUAGUUUGCGGAUGUACUUCCAGCGGAUUUGGAAGGACGUCAGCGAUGUCGAGUGGGUUGAGCGAGGCGAGGGAGAGGGAAUGGCGCUGGGUGAGAGCGGGAUUGGGCUUGGGAAUGUGGGUGGUGCGUGGGAGGAAGGCGCGGGCCCGGAUGAUGGAGGAUGGGUUAGUGUUUAA